Molecule: messenger RNA, 1536 nt
Organism: Diaporthe citri
Lineage: Eukaryota; Fungi; Ascomycota; Sordariomycetes; Diaporthales; Diaporthaceae
Exons: 1
Coding region: 1-1536 (511 amino acids)
Biological process (GO): sulfate assimilation; siroheme biosynthetic process
Molecular function (GO): uroporphyrin-III C-methyltransferase activity
Source: RefSeq, a predicted model, not a curated record
AUGGCAGCCUCAUACCACACCUCGCUCCUCACUGCUACAGACUGUCGCUCUCACGUCCACCUCAUCAUCGGCAGCAAUUCACUCGCCGGCAAGCGGUGCGAGCAGUCCAUCGCCACCGGCGCAAAACCUAUUCUUAUCGCGCCCGAGCCCCCACCAACUCAGCCUCUACACUACGGCCUCACCAAUCUCAUUGAGUCAGGCCACGUCGAGUGGGAACGCAGGCCUUUCACGGAAAAUCUUGCCCUCACUCGCGGGCGGGACGAGAUAGGCAACGUGGUCGACGCCGUCUUCGUCACGACCACAAACGCCGUUUCCGUGGGCGAAGGCUUAUCGGCGCAACUCAUCUCAGCCGUUUGCAAACGCAACCGCAUCCCUGUGAAUGUGGUCGACAAUCCCAGCCUCUGCAGCUUCUCCAUCCUGUCGACGCACAGCGACGGGCCGCUGCAGAUCGGCGUUACCACCAAUGGGAGGGGAUGCCGCCUCGCCAGCCGCAUACGUCGCGAGGUCGCGGCAUCGCUCCCGCCUACCCUGGGGACCGCUUGUGCGAAAUUGGGGGAAGUGAGACGGAGGAUUCAAGAAGAGGACCACCUGCUUCACGAGGCUCUCAACGGCGGUUCCCUUACUGCUGGAGAAGAAGAGGAAGGGCUGGAGCAGACGGCCAAUUUCAACAAACUCGUCACCGAGGAAGACCUGGACGCCGUGAAGCACAGGCGCAUGCGCUGGCUCGCGCAGGUCUGCGAGUACUGGCCGCUGAAGCGCUUGGCAGCCAUCAGCGACGACGACGUCGAGGCAGUUCUGAGAUCAUACUCUGGCAGCAGCAGCACCUGCAGCGGCGCAACUGCCAUUGGAGGAUCAGACGAUGGCAAGAACAACGGCUCUUCUGCUAGCGCACGCGGCAGGAUCAUCCUCGCUGGCUCCGGUCCCGGACACCCCGACCUGCUUACCCGCGCAACCUACAAGGCAAUCCAGUCUGCCGACCUAAUCCUGGCCGACAAGCUUGUACCCGAGGGCGUGCUGGAUCUCAUUCCCCGGCGCACGCCUGUCUCUAUCGCGCGCAAGUUCCCUGGCAACGCCGACAAGGCUCAGGAGGAACUGUUGGAACAGGCUAUUGCGGGCGUCAGACAGGGCAAGGUGGUGUUACGACUCAAACAAGGCGACCCCUUCAUCUACGGCCGCGGAGGCGAGGAGGUCGAAUACUUCCGCCAAAACGGUCUAGGUGGUAGGGUCCUGGUCCUGCCUGGAAUCACAAGCUCAUUAAGUGCGCCGCUGUUCGCGGGCAUACCGCCCACGCAGCGAGAUGUUGCAGACCAAGUAUUAGUUUGUACUGGGACGGGCAAAAAGGGCAAGCCACCGACGCCACCAGAGUUCAUUGGAAGCAGAACGGUCGUAUUCCUCAUGGCUUUACACCGUAUUACUGGUCUUGUGGCCGAGCUCACGCAGCAUCUGCCUUCCGAUGGAGAGGACAAGCACCCACCACAACAACUGAGACGAUACCAGAUGGGGCUGGGCCAGCAGAGGACGUGGUUCACCAAAUGA